Molecule: messenger RNA, 2529 nt
Organism: Bipolaris oryzae ATCC 44560
Lineage: Eukaryota; Fungi; Ascomycota; Dothideomycetes; Pleosporales; Pleosporaceae
Exons: 3
Coding region: 1-2529 (842 amino acids)
Biological process (GO): exocytosis; Golgi to plasma membrane transport
Cellular component (GO): cytoplasm; exocyst
Source: RefSeq, a predicted model, not a curated record
AUGCAACGCGUCAGCUCCGAUGGCGCUUCUAUACUCACCCACCAGACCUCGAGGACCUCUAUACGCAUACCGCAAUUCACCCUAGAGAAGUUCGCCAGCAAAGACUUUCUAGUCAAGGAUUUUAUCGAAGACCUUUCCCAGGCCGCUGUACCUGCGACACGACGAUCCGGAGGCGCUGGCGGGCAGCAGACGUUCGACCCAAAACCACUUAUCCGAACCUUUGAACAUGCCCUGAGAAGCCUCAACAGUCUAUCCGAGGACCUUGAGGAGAAGGAGACAGAUCUCUCUGGAGCCGUCCGGCGGGCAGAACUCCAACACAACCAGAAUGUCGAGUCCUUAGGGAGGCGGCUGGAACAGGCCAUGGAUAGAUUUCAGAGGCUGGACAACUCGCUGAACGGAAACGAUGAUGGGGGAUCAGAUACGGGUGGCAACGUUGCCAUGCGCAUAGGAGAGCGGCUCGAAGAGCUUGAUCGCCAACGGAAGAGGGCUCUAGACGCAAAGUUCCUGAUUGAGUGCUGGCAAGAGGUCAGCGAACGAGGCGAACUCAUGAUUCUUGAAGACCAACGGAAGAACGGAGAUAUCGUACGAUGUGCGGAAAUCGCGCGCCAGCUUCUGCGCAUUAGCACACGCCUUGAUCCAGACGGCAGUCAACGAGUCAACGGCGAUGUACCGAACGGGAUGAAACGCAGGACGACACACCAGCCGAGGCACAACACCAAGGAGGUCAUUGAGAAGUUCCUCGAGAACUUGGAGCAGGAUCUUCUCAGCAAGUUCCAGGAAUGCUACGCGCGUCCCAACUACCCUGGGAUGCGUGACUGUGCUAUCGCUCUCAAGGGUUUCAAUGACGGUGCAAGUGUUAUUGGAACUUAUGUCAACCAACAUUCAUUCUUCAUUGACCGCAUGCAGUUGAGCGGUGAGGAUCUUGGUACAGAUUUAGAGACAUGGGAUCGCCUCCAAGAUCCUGAUGCCGAACCGCCUGGCGUGGAACCGACGCUUCAGUCUUUGAUUGAUGAAGUCAAGAUUGUCGUCCAAGAAGAAUCCACCAUUAUCAAGCGAGCGUUUCCAUACUACGAAGAAGUCCUUAUCAAGUUUCUCGAACGCAUCUUCCAGCAGUCUAUUCAGUCCAGGCUCGAGAUGGUGCUCGACAAAGCUGGAGAUCUUUCGUCACUUGCUUUCCUGCGUUCGCUACAGGCUUCAAGAAGUUACAUUACUCAACUCGUGGAAGACCUCAAGACACACGGUUUAACAGAGCAUCCUGAACCUGCUACGUCAGCGGUUGCGGCUACACUUGACCAACAACUCGAGGAAUUAUUUUCCUCAUACUUUAUCGGUGAGAAGUACAUUGAACGAGAGAAGAAGAACCUUGAGGAGCUGUACUCUUCGUUGCUUCUCAAAUUUACCAUCUACCACUCGCGACGAAGCAAGAUGCCUACCUCAUACUUUGGUUCGCUCGCGCAAAGAGGCAAGGAGCUGGCUGCAUCUGCUCGUGACAAGUACAUGGAGCGUCUGGAAAGCACCGAGCUACCAGCUAGUCAGAAAGCUACUCUCCUCCGUAUCGCUGGACUGAAAGAAGACCAGCAAGAGAAGAAGGAUAUCGAGGUCACUGAUGAGGAUGGUCGGCUGUCACUACCAGUAGCCAAGCGAAUGCUCAAGUGGCUAGCAGAAGGUGUCGGACGUGGACUGGAGCUGUCACCUGGCAACGAGACACCAAAGGACGUGCAAAUACUGCUUAAUUUGCUCCUGAGGCAGAUGGGCGAAAUGUAUUUGGAGACGGCCCUGGACGCUGCACAAGAUCACGCCGCAUCGCAGGAAAACUCCAAGACACUACCAGAUCUCACCCACCUCCCCUCUCUGCACACCAUUACCACAAUGCUGCAUCUCCUACAACAAACCACUACUACAAUCCUCCUGCCUUUAUGCACACCCAACCUUACCAUUCGUCGCGAGAUUGAAAAGUCUAUUAAUCAGACAAUGGCCACACUUGAGGCGAAACUCUCCAAUAUCCUUAAUCUCACAAUAACCGCCUCACUGAAUUGGGUUAGCAAAUGCCUUGCCCAACAAAAGAAAACAGACUUUCGGCCAAAGGAGGAAGACCUUAUGGUAACAAGCGAGACCCAAGCAUGCCGUGAGGUCUCUGCGUUCCUUGCACGUGUUGCAUCUCAGGCCACCUCCGCCCUAUCCGGUCGCAACCUCUCGCUCUUCCUUGCUGAGCUAGCGCGUGGUCUCCGCUCCCUCGUCUUAGCUCACCUACUGAAAUUCUCCAUUUCACAAGUCGGUGGUCUCAGCGUAUCGAAGGAUAUGAACCAGUAUGUUGAAUUGGUGCGAGCAUGGCCGACGGGCGAUGAGCUGGAGCCUGGUGCUAUGGAUGUUUUGACAGAUGUUAGCACAUUGUUUAUUAUUGGGCCAGAGGCACUCAGAGAUCGUUUGAGGGCUGCAGGUGGACAGGAUGCGCAGGAAUUGAAGGGUUUCAUUGCUAGGAGAGAUGAUGUGGGAACUGUCGGUGUGCAGAGUGUGCUCAAUGGAGUAUAA